AUGGGAUCCUACUGGAGGGGUACAGGGGGAGUAAAGGCUGACACGCUGACCCCUCUGUUCUCUGGUGUCAGCCCUAGGUCUUCCCCUGUCCCCAAGGACAGCCACCCAAAGCUCGAGCCUGUGCCCAAGUCUUCAAACUGUGGGAAGAAAAAGGAGAAAAGGAAGUGGCUGCAGCAAGAAACCAAUGUCCAGACCCUCACCAGAGCUGGCCUCACAGCUCUGCAGGAUGGUCAAGCUCAGGAGGCCUUGGGCAGCUUCUAGAAGACCUUCCUGCUAGCCUUCAAGGUCCCAUCUUCCAGAGACAGCUCUGUUCUUCGAGCCUGUGCCUUCAACAUGGGUGCUGCUCCAGUCAUAGGACUUGAGCUACUUCUGAGAGCCCAUCCUGAAGAGAAGUCCAAAGGCUGGUGUCGUGCUGACCAGUGCUUCAAUGUGGCUUUGGCCUAUCAGGAGCUUGGUGAACUGACCCAAGCUUUGGACUGGUACCACAGGGCUCUGGGCCAUUACCAGACCCAGGGUGACCAUGGGGAAACACAGGCAAAAAUGGGAGCCUGCUGUCAGGCCCUGGGAUGGCCUAAGCAAGCAUCCUGCAGUUUACAGGAAGCAAGCCAGGCCUAUGCUCAUGCAUAGGUGGCUGCAGUAAGAUGCAUGCUGAGCAGUGGGCAGGGUGGGCUGAGUGAAGCGCUGCAGGUGUUGUAGGCUCUGGAGGAGCGCAGUGAGCUAUGCACUGCUCGGGGCCUGCUGGGGCCGCUCUACAAUGACCUAGGCAUGGCUCACUUCCAACUUCAACUGUUUCCUCUGGCAGUGGAGGCCUUCCUGCAGGCCCUACCCUGGUGUCAACAGCCAGCAGACCAGGCAACAGUGUUUCAAAACCUUGGAGUGACCUACAAUGUCCUUGGCCACUAUCAAGAAGCCAAGGAGUUUCACCAGAAGGCGGCCAAGCUGUAUGGCUCUGUGGGCCAGCGGUUGGAGCAAGAUCGGAGCUUGGGCGGCCUGGCUUUCUCGCUGAGCCAACUGGAAGACCACAGGGCUGCUUGGGACAGCUAUUUCCAUGCCCUGGGAGGGGCGGCAAACACAGGGGGACAUGAAGGGACAGUGCAGGCCUGUAAGGGCCUUGGAGCAGCUUCUGCCAGACGCGGGCAACAUGACCAGGCCUUGAAAUGCUACAAGAGAGCUGUUCCCCUUCCCCAGCAUAAACCAGGUUCUGUGCGGGUGCGGCUUGUGGCCAGGCUGAUCAAAGGACUCAUGUCUCAGAAUUUGAUCUCAGAAACCCCUGGGCUGUCUCCAGCAAGUAGGUCUGUGGUGGGGAUGUUGUGGCUCCCUGAAGGUAGCUGGAAGGACAGUGUGUCCCACAGCCGCCACAUUCAGUUCUCUGUCCCUGAAAACCUUUCAGCCUGGGAAAGGCAGAGUCCUGAGGAAGAUAGGGAGGAGAUGCUGCAAACAGGGAGCCUGCCUCCUAUGCUUCGCCAUUGCCCCAUGGCAGGCCCCUCUGCCUCUGUUAGGCCAUCCAUGUGCACCAAGGAAGCCAUCAGAAGGAAGUGCACCAAGGAAGCCAUCAGAAGGAACCCUCAGAGGACACGCACCCAUUCUGGCUUCUGCAUGAUCAUGUGA
This is a messenger RNA of Arvicola amphibius (Eurasian water vole), 1608 nucleotides long. It is a transcript of the gene Ttc24, whose product is annotated as tetratricopeptide repeat domain 24. The record is from RefSeq and is a predicted model, not a curated record. Gene Ontology annotation, molecular function: protein binding. NCBI's taxonomy places the organism in Eukaryota, Metazoa, Chordata, Mammalia, Rodentia, Cricetidae.